GCGCUAGACUUUUUUUUCAUGAACGUUGAACUUUGACCCCAUGACCCCGUCACAGAAGAAAGAAAACACAGUUUUCUGCAGCGGCAGACAAGUGCAAGUCAUCAAGUCAGUUCAAGGCAGCCUCGCCUCAUAAGACAAUUUACUGGCACCGUACAUGAGAUUCUAGAGGCCUACGGCUGUGUAAGUGUAAGAAGUCUGAAAAGUGCCUCCAGGUCUGAUUCUCCUGCCUAUCCUCAGCAGACUAAUUGCUUGCAACUGCAGAAGCUCUUCAUCGUGUGCUGUUGUUUAUUAGUUUCUUUUAUUUUUGGCUUUUGGGGCUUGAGUUGGUUCUGUCGAAUCAGUUCACAAGCUGACCUUGCCGUCUACAGUCAAGUCAGGUAUUCCUAGUCACCAACAAGUAGGAGAGGAGAAUGAAUCCACAACUGAAGAAUCUUGCCUCUAUUGUGAGGAGGACAUCUCAUGUCGUCGGUGCACUGAGACAGGGGUCUCUCAAAAGUCAGAACUUUGUAAGAUGUGCUGGAUCCCAAGCAAACUCUGGCAGUGGAAAACCCAUCUCAAGAUUUCCUGUACCUGACCUUGAUUCUGUACCUGAGGAUCUGAGACAGUUAAUGCAAGAAAAUCUUGAUAAGGCUGGCUUUAUCCCGAAUGUCUUUCAAACAUUAUCACACAGACCUGCUGAGUUGAGGGCAUUUGUUGCCUACUAUGAAGCAGUGAUGAAUGACAGAGAGGGAGGUAACAUCAGUAAGGCAGACAAAGAGUUGAUCAUAGUUGCUGUCAGCGCUCUCAACCAUUGCCGCUACUGCAUCAUUGCCCAUGGUGCAUUGUUCAGGAUAUUCUCAAAGCAUACCACUUUGGCAGAUCAGGUGGCAGCUAAUUGGAAAACAGCAGACCUAGACGACAGACAGAGAGCCAUUCUAGAGUUUGCCUUGGAAGUUGCCCAGUGCCAACCAUUACAAGAUUCUCAUUUUCAAGCUCUCUACCAGCAAGGUCUGAAUGAGGAAGAUGCCUGGGAUAUUGGAGCUGUUGUAGCUCUGUUUUCUUUGUCCAACCGAAUGGCUUUUCUCACUGAAAUGGCGCCUAAUGAAGAGUUCUACAUGUUGGGCAGAAUUCCUAAGAAACCCAAAGAAUAGGUCAAUGAUAUAGUCUGUUCAAAACCCAGGAGCUGGAUGUUUGUUGAUGUUGAUAUUGUGCUCAAAUUCAGUAACAAAUUAUACAGAUCUGUGCAUUAAUUGAUAAUAGAUUUGUUCUUGUAUGAGAGUUUAAACUUUUGUGAGCCUUUUGAAUUUCAUAUGUGUGUGCCAUAGGUACUUUAUUUAUGUACCAACCAAAUUGAAUUGGUUGUCAGUGAAACAAAAUACACAAAAAUGGACUGCUUUUGUCUUUUUGACUUUAUUAUGGUAUAACCAUCUAGAAGUUGAAAUCAUGUUUGUUUGCCAAUAUAAUGUCUAUGAAUUCUUACAAUUUAUCCUGAAACUUGUCUGAUAAAAUGUAGCAUUUCUGUCUCAUGUAAGCACUGAAGCAGACUCCAUCCGAAUGUUUAUUUCAGACUCAUUCUCUCUCUGUGUGUCAAUAUUUAAACUGUAGCUGGUAAGGUAUGGGAUGGGACCAUCAAUAUAUUUCAUGCACCUAAAGUUGGUGAUUUUUUAUAGUUAAUCCUAGAUUUGUAGAGAAGAGGGUACUUAACUCACCCAUUUUAGUUUGCUUUGUUUUACUAAGCAGUGCAUUCAAUCACUUUAGGAAUAUGAUAUUGUGUUGAUCAUUUUUACUUAUGUUUUUUGGUUAGUGGAAUGUUACAGUUAGCGUCUAGGUGGCUAAAUAAACAGAGAAUAUAAUAUGUUUGUCUAAAUAUAGCAUGCUUUUGACUUCGUUCAUUUAUUUUUGUAUAUUCACAAUAUGAACCAUUUGCUGUGUAGGAAAUCUUUUUUUUUACUUAUAAUUAUACAGACUUUUAUCAUGGU
Aplysia californica (California sea hare) is the source of this 1958-nucleotide messenger RNA. RefSeq lists its product as uncharacterized. NCBI's taxonomy places the organism in Eukaryota, Metazoa, Mollusca, Gastropoda, Aplysiida, Aplysiidae. Bases 411 to 1130 code for a protein of 239 amino acids. The transcript is spliced from 5 exons. The record is from RefSeq and is a predicted model, not a curated record. Gene Ontology annotation, molecular function: peroxiredoxin activity.